AUGAGCAGGCCGCAGAUCCUGUUCCUCUCCUGCAUCGGCAUCGCGGUAGCUUUCACUGCUAUGCUCUACGGAAACCACCUCUCAACCUUUACAUCCGUGUUCUCAAAGACCAUGUCUACAUCCGCUGCUCGUCGCCCCGUCAUCGUCGUGGGCUCCGGCCUCGCAGGUCUCUCAGCCUCAUACGAGGCUCUCCAGCGUGGUGCGCCCUCAGUCCACUUGCUCGACCGCGCUCCUAAGCCCGGCGGUAACAGCAUCAAGGCUUCCUCUGGUAUCAAUGGCGCCGGCACAAAGUACCAGAAAGCUGCUGGCGUCGAGAGCGAUACUCUCUUCUAUAGCGAUACUGUCCGCUCGGCGGGCUCUCGCUUCGGUCUUGCUCAACCACCCGUCGACCGUGAAACUCUCAUCACCAAGCUCACCGGCGAAUCCGCAGCAGCCGUCAACUGGCUCGUCGAUGAGAUCGGUGUUGACCUGAGUGUUGUCGCUCCUCUUGGCGGCCAUAGUCUCGCCCGCACCCACCGCGGUGCCGGAAAGACACCACCCGGAGCUGCCAUCGUGAUUGCUCUUCUCAACAAGCUCAAGGAGAAUGAAAAGUUCUCCAUCACCAACCUCGCCGAAGUCAAGGCGCUUCUCAGCGAGAACGAUGCCGUCAAGGGCGUCGAGUACGAAUUCGAGGGUGAAAAGCACAGCCUCGAGGGUUCCGUCAUGUUUGCUAGCGGCGGCUUCGCAGGCGAUGCCACCGGUCUUCUAGCUCGUUACCGCCCUGACCUCAAGGGCAUUCCUUCAACCAACGAGGAGCGACCCGGAUCUCAUGACAUCCUCACCGCCGUCGGUGCCGAGCUUCUCGAUAUGGACAGCGUGCAGAUCCACCCCACAGGCUUCGUCGACCCCGCGAGCCCCAACACUAUGCUCAAGUUCCUCGCUGCCGAGAUGCUCCGUGGCGAGGGUGGCAUCCUCCUCUCAUCUGCCGGCUCCCGUUUUGUCAACGAGAUGGAGACACGCGAGCACGUCAGCAAAGCCGUCAUGGAGCUUCCCGCCGCAACAGACGGCGACGGCACCAUCAAGCAGUGGGAUGUGACCAUUCUCCUUGACCCCGGUGCGUCAGAGGCCUCUGCCAACCACAUCAGCUUCUACGAGUGGAAGGGCCUGAUGAAGAAGGUCAAGGUCCGCGACCUCGAGCCCGCCGCCAUCGCGGCCGUAGACAAGUACGCCAAGGCCGUCGCCGAGGGAGCAGAGGAUGAAUUUGGCCGCAAGACAUACGGCCGAUGGACUCUCAAGCCCGGUGAGGAGAACCGUGACCAAGACAUCUACAUUGGUCGUGUCACCCCUAUUGUCCACUUCACCAUGGGAGGUGUCGCCAUCGACGAAAAGGCCCACGUCCUGCGGAAGCGCGACGACAAGCUCGUCCCCAUCCCCGGCCUGUUUGCUGCUGGAGAGAUUACUGGCGGCAUUCACGGCGACAACCGCCUAGGAGGAUCCUCUCUGUUGGAGUGUGUUGUCUAUGGAAGGACUGCUGGUGCUGAGAUUGCCGCCUCGUCCUAG
Messenger RNA from Fusarium vanettenii 77-13-4, 1539 nucleotides. RefSeq lists its product as uncharacterized. The transcript has a single exon. Lineage: Eukaryota; Fungi; Ascomycota; Sordariomycetes; Hypocreales; Nectriaceae. Gene Ontology annotation, molecular function: oxidoreductase activity; FMN binding. The record is from RefSeq and is a predicted model, not a curated record. The coding region runs from base 1 to 1539 and encodes 512 amino acids.